CAGCACCAAACCUAGGCCUACUUCAAAUCGAUUAGGAAAUAGUCCAAAACAAGAAAUAUCAUGUUGAACAUGAUGUUUGACUAGCAGUGCAAAUUUUGAUUCCUUGACGGGGAGAGAACUUUCAUUAUCGUGUUGACGUGAUCUAGGCUGGAAAAAAUGGCACUUGAGGAAGUGUUUAGGAAGUAUGAUUAUGUUCAUGGCACAGAAGAGACUGAUGAUGCUCUACAAGAAACUCUUGUACAACAACGUGGAGAUUUUGAGGACGCAGGUAACGUGCAAAAUCUUCAGAAAUGCAUGUCCGUCCUACAAGAGAAAAUCUGUGUAAAAGGAUUCCCGGCAAAGAGGACCCCAGGCUAUAUAAUGGCUUCCAACUCCCUGGAGGUCAUCAAGUAUGUAAUGAAUGAUUGUGUCGAUAAUGACAGAGCAACUGAGGAAGAUUGUCAGAAAAUGCUGUUUGACUUCCUGUUGGCAUGUUUACGCACAGGACCAGGAUCUGCCCUCGGAGAUAUCAUUGGAGAUGUCCUUAGUAUCCAACACAUGGAGAACUAUUUAGAAGCAUUAAAGGGCAAGGAGUUGACAAAGCUCAUCUCAGCAAUGAAGGAAUUCACACACACAUCGGAGGAACCAAAGAUGUCUCUUGAAGACCAAAGUUCUUGCUGGGAUCACUGCAUCUGUGGAGUUUUAGACACAAUGAGUGAAAGUAAAAACCUUCAGGACGCCGACUUUCAAGAACAGUUACUGGACCUGUUCAUAUUCUAUUUCCUCAAGAUGAAAGACGUGCCUGUCGAAUACGACCUGCCUGUACAAAAUGUCAUGGACAAAAUAAAGUCCUUGUACAGAGAAAAUUAUGACAGAAACCCAUACAAGAAUCUGAAGAAUAAAGACAUUUUUUGCAAGCACAUGAUACACAUACAAGAUGUGAUUGGUGACGAGAAAUUUGGAAGAAGUGAGAAACAAGUGGAACAAGCUCACGAUAUUAUCAGACUCAUUCUCAAGGGCAUGGGUGAACAUCCAAAGGAUUUGAAAGAUAUUUGGGACAAUGUUCUAGAUUUUAUGAAGACUUUGUCCUUUUCAAAGAAAUGUGCUGAGUUUCCUAAGAUCAUGGAACGAUUCAAGUAUUUCUUUGAAGAAAUGCCAAAAGGAUCCUUGAAGGAGCACCCUCAGCUUGUAGACAAAUGGGCACCUGUAUUUGGAGAGAUACUUCUGAAGACUCCGUCAGUAAAAGCUUUAGAAACCUGGGUCUACAGGAUGGCAGACACAGUACAGGAAGAAUGUGUACUGAAGAAGGAUUCUGCUGCUGCUUGGUUCCCCAUCCUGAAGGGUCUCUACAGAUGUGGACAGAGGGAGAGUGCAAAGACAGCAACCGACAUUCUGGACGAAGGAAAAUUCAAAAAAAUUUGGACAUGGAAAAAAAAUUACCAAGAUGCGAUAGAAAUGAUCGAAAUCAUAGGCAAAGUGGACUUUCCAACCUCUGGCGAUAACAACGACAGCAAUUUAUUGGCGGCCUACGGAGACGGCAUCAAAAGUCUCCUGGAGCAACUAACGCUGGCCAAAGUUGCAGACAAAACGAUGGGAAGUGUAGCUAAUUUUGUUGUGUCAAUGAUGGAAAAACGGUCAGGAUUUCUCAACGAGUUCACUGAGCGAUUUGCGGACAAAGUUUCACUAGAGAACAACCAAGAUGUUAUCCCUGAUCUAGUCAAGAGAUUUUCCGUACUCUUCCUGGAUGCAGAUUAUCCAUGGGACAACCUGGAUACAAGCAGAUGUGGCCAGGCCAUCUUUGAUAGUGUCAUCUCAGCUUAUAGCUCCGGGAAGGACAUGCCUGAUGAUGUGACUGAGAUUCUGGUCAAGAUGUUGCUGUACUCCAUGGAAGCGGAGGAUCUGGAAUAUAUGAACAUGGAGUACGGAUCUAUUACAAUUUACGGCCUGGCUGCAUCUGCAUAUCUGAUCAUGUUUGUGACCAAGCAUGCCAUCAGUGACUGUCCUGACAGAGCCCUGGGGCCACUGAUGGCGGCCAUCGUAAAACAGAUGGACCAUGAAGAGGAGCCUCUCCUGGAAGCAGCUCGCAAUAUCAUGGCAGUGACAAGUAGCCAAGUGCCGGCUCUUGUCAGCCCGCACGUACCGACUUUCAUCCAGUGGUACCAGACUACUCACUCUGUCGAGGCUUUAUACGCUUUAUCGAAACCAUAUCAAGUUGGUGACGGAAUCUCAAAAGAGGAUUUUGAAAAAUUAAUGAAAGCCUUUGCGGAAGACCCGAGUUCAACUGCUGGACCCUUACAAUCUCUUGUUAUAAUGGAUAUGGGUGAAAAACAACCAGAGCUGUUUACGCAGGAGCAUGUUGACAUGAUAUUAAGCCCAAAAAUGAUGGACGAUACGAACGUCCAGUAUCGGAUUUUGAUGGCAAUGAGCGCAGUCAUCUCUAAGCAACCGCAGCUGUUCGGAAACAAUGUCAUUGAUUGUGUCCUGAAGAAUCCAAAAUUAAGCUUAACCUAUUCACAUGCGAUAAAGACAAUCGGAGUUAGCUUUGCAUUUCAUCAUACGGAGUUUGUGGAGACUGUUCUGACUGAGUUUCUGAAACUGUCUAAAAAGUGCGACGAUCCCAAUUACCAAGUAGCAUUGGUUGACGGUAUUCGUACACUGGGAACACAGCACGGGAUCGAACGACUCAAGCCACAUCGCCCAUACAUCGAGGAAUUGCAGAAAAAUGGAAAAUCUGCUGCACUCAAAGACCAGGCCACUUCUAUUCUUAAUGAAAUGGAUGGUAUCAGUGUGGAAGGCAUAGUGAAGGAUGUUGAACAGCAGAAGGGAGAUAUAAAUGUCCUCAACACUAAGGUCACCGAAACAACGGCUAAAGUUGACGUGGUUGAUAAGAAAGUUGACAAGCAGGGAAAGGAAAUUGUUACGGUCAAAACUGGACUUAAAGCUACCAAUAAACGUGUGGAUAACGUAGAAAAAGAUCUGGAUGAAACGAAAAUCAAGGUUGAAGAGGUCGACAACAAGACAAUGACCAAUGCCCCUAAAUGGUCAAGAGAUCUGACCAAGCUGAUGAAUCCACAGUCAGAUCAUGACUGGAGACUUCUGGCGAAGAGAUUGGCGUACACACCUGAUGACAUCAAGGGCUGGGCGACCCAGCACGACCCCUGUAUGGGCCUCCUCAGUGAGUGGUACGCCACCCACAAGACGAUCGAGGCCACCCACGCUGUACUAGUCGCUCUACAGGAGAUAGACAGGAUGGAUGGUGCCGCCAUUGUCGAGAAUGCCAUGAAGGCUGUAGAGGGAGUUGUGGAAGAAGAGGUAGACUACGCCACACCUCCACCUAUCUUCCUUAGUUACCAGUGGGGUCAUCAGAACGAGGUCAAGUUACUGCGCAAUCACCUACAAAUGGCCGGGUACGAGUGCUGGAUGGACAUCGGUCAAAUGGGAGGUGGGGACAAACUGUUUGAGAAGAUUGACAACGGAAUCCGUGGCGCCAAGAUCAUUAUAUGUUGUGUGUCCGAAAAGUAUUCCAAAUCUCCCAACUGUAACAGAGAGGUAAACCUAUCUGUAAGCUUGGGGAAGCCUAUGAUUCCCCUUCUGAUGGAGAAGAUGGCCUGGCCCCCUAAGGGCUCUAUGGGACCCAUCUUCAGCGAGUAUUUGUUCGUGAGAUUCUUCCAGCGAGGAGGAGAGGAGACCAAAGACCAACGUUUUUGGCCAGUCCCCAAGUUCCAGGAACUGUUGAUGCAACUUAACAUGUAUAAAGCCAUGCCUGAUGAAUCUCUUAUAACUGAAGAGUACAAGGAUUGGUGGACACCUGUGGCAGAAGAAAUUGUCAUUACCAAAAAGAAAGAUGGAGGUCAAAGUUCAUCAGGAAAAGUAGAAUCAACUCAGGGGGAAGAAGAGUCGUCCCCUGACGUGUUUCUGUCGUACCAGUGGGGUAAACAGAAACAGAUCAAACAGCUGUACAGGAGACUGAAUGAGCUUGGAUACAGCUGCUGGAUGGAUAUCUACCAGAUGGGAGGCGGGGACUCGCUGUACGACAAAAUUGACCGGGGAGUCCGUGGCUGUAAGGUCGUCCUAAGCUGUGUGACCUCCAAGUACGCACUGUCGGCCAACUGUCGCAGGGAGGUGAGUCUGGCCGAUUCUCUAAAGAAGCCAAUGGUUCCUCUCCUCCUGGAGAAGAUAGACUGGCCCCCCACUGGUCCUAUGAGUAUGGUCUUCACACAGCUUCUCUUUAUCAAUUUCUACCGUGAUGAGGCCGUCCAAAUGUCCUGGAACGGAGAUAAAUUUGAUGAACUCAGUGGUAAGAUACAGGAAUACAUCCCAGCUAUAUCGAAUGCUGGUCAUCCAGUAGCUGUCAAAGGUCCAGACAAGUCACCAACAGAGAGCAAAGUCGACUCACCACCGACAACAACCAAACCAUCUGAAGACAAGGGUCCCGGUCCGAAGGUAACAUUUGCUGAAGUGAAGACAGAUGAAACAACAAAACAAACAGCACCCAAAGAAGAAACAAAACCUGCUGCAAAGCCGAAAAAGUCAUCAGCAUGUGUAAUACUCUAAUGUCUAACAGCACUAUAGUACGAAAUCGACUCAACAGUGUGCAGCACUAUGGUAUGAAAUUGACUCAGCACUGUACAGCACUAUAGUACAAAAUCGACUCAACACUGUACAGCACUACAGUACACCAUGUGUUCUACUUUGGCGCCACAUAUUUUCCAUUGGACAUAGCUCUCUCUAAAGUUCUUAUCCAGAUAAUUCAGUUCUACUCAAAAUAAAAUAUAUAGAAUGUACCAGCGAAGGAACGCAUAAAUCUUUAUUUUUCUACAAAUGUGAAUAAUAACCAUAUCAUUUUAGUUUUUUCAUACAUCUCAAAAAUCUCAUAAUUAAUGUAUAUGGAUGUAAUUAGAUAAGAGACACAAUUGUUCAUUUGAUACUACUAUUUAUUUUCUUAUCUCUUUACUGUUUUUAUCAAGUAUUAAUGCCUU
Messenger RNA from Mizuhopecten yessoensis (Yesso scallop), 4958 nucleotides. RefSeq lists its product as uncharacterized. Gene Ontology annotation, biological process: signal transduction. The record is from RefSeq and is a predicted model, not a curated record. NCBI's taxonomy places the organism in Eukaryota, Metazoa, Mollusca, Bivalvia, Pectinida, Pectinidae. Gene Ontology annotation, molecular function: protein binding. The transcript is spliced from 23 exons. Bases 157 to 4533 code for a protein of 1458 amino acids.